Molecule: messenger RNA, 1421 nt
Organism: Cuscuta campestris
Lineage: Eukaryota; Viridiplantae; Streptophyta; Magnoliopsida; Solanales; Convolvulaceae
Source: the annotation of a GenBank genome assembly
AUCACAUCAUACCUUUUUACUAUUAAUCUAUCUAUCAAAUCAUACUUUUACCCAUCACAUCAAAGGACAUUUUUGGAAAUUCAAUACCAAAAUACACUUCCUUAAAUCCCUCCUAAAAAGCAAAUGUCCCAUGUUUCAUGAGACAGAGGGAGUAUUUGGAAAGACAAAUGUGGUGAUUAGAAUUAUUGCAUUUGGGAAUCUCUUCAUUUGUCUUAGGUGGCCGUUUGGGUUUUAACUUAAUGCUUUUGCUUUUAUAUUUAAAGCCUUGCAUAGGCUUUGGAAAAAGUGGAGGGGCUGAGCGAACAUAAUGGGUAUUAUACGAAAAGUAACAGGUGCACCUUCUCCACCAACGUUACCCCCAAGAUGUGACGGAACCAAACCCGUGCAGUGGUUAGCUAUGGUAUGUGAGUAUUUUCAGUUUUAUGACGUCCCUUUAGUUGAUCGUUUGAACCGUGUGGCAUCAAUGUUAGAGGGCUCUGCAUUGGCUUGGUUUAAUUGGCGUAUGCGUGGUGGCUUAAUUGAUGGUUGGACAGAUUUUGUUGAAAAGUUCAAGAUUCGAUUUGCUCCGCUACAUGAUUUGGAUUAUAUUUGUUUUGAGAAGACACCAAAGAAUGUUAUAGACAAAUUUGUUCACAGGGUGGAAGACAACACCACACUACCUACCCCGACUAUGAAGGAUGCACUUGGAGCAACGAAACUCCGCACUGGACCACGUGGUGAAGAAGAGGUGAGCAGUGUAUUUGAAGCCAUGAAUGAAGAUAACGGGAAGCCCAAAACUGUGGAAGUAAUUGAUGAUGAUCGUAAGCAUGCAGAUGUUGCUAAGUACUACAAGCCAGAUCCUACUUUUCAGGAAUUUUCUACCUCAGCUGGUGUGGUCAUUGCAGAAUAUGAUAUUCCAAAAAGUGUUGACAAAGUGACAGAUGCAGAUGGUAAACAAGCACACUCACCUAUGNAUGAGGUGAGCAGUGUAUUUGAAGCCAUGAAUGAAGAUAACGGGAAGCCCAAAACUGUGGAAGUAAUUGAUGAUGAUCGUAAGCAUGCAGAUGUUGCUAAGUACUACAAGCCAGAUCCUACUUUUCAGGAAUUUUCUACCUCAGCUGGUGUGGUCAUUGCAGAAUAUGAUAUUCCAAAAAGUGUUGACAAAGUGACAGAUGCAGAUGGUAAACAAGCACACUCACCUAUGUUGAUUGACACCAUCAAGUUGUUUGAGCUUGUCGAUGUGGUCAAGACGGAGCACCUGAUUCCACCGAGAGCAACUACAUAUGUUCUGCGCCCCGUCUCAUCUUUCCAUCACUUUGCUCCAAGAUCCACGAUGGUUGAAGAUUCAAAGAGUGGAUUGCUCCUUUGGUUCAGCAUUCUUUCUCCGUUCCUAAAGCAUGAGUGGGAGCCUCCACCUUGAGGACAAGGUGGAUUUUAAGGGG